Molecule: messenger RNA, 1365 nt
Organism: Drosophila hydei
Lineage: Eukaryota; Metazoa; Arthropoda; Insecta; Diptera; Drosophilidae
Product: SPRY domain-containing protein 7
Exons: 3
Coding region: 135-926 (263 amino acids)
Molecular function (GO): protein binding
Source: RefSeq, a predicted model, not a curated record
GCGAACACAAACCAAACAGCUGUUAAUAAACGAAGCGAAAAAGAAGGAAAACGCGAAAAAAACAAACCGCAGCUGGAAAAAGCCAAUCCGACAUAAAAAUACAUUAAUUAGUAUAUUCAUAUAUAUAUAUACACAUGUUUUGUUGCCUGCGCACGUGCCUCAAUGGAGGGCAGCUACGAAAACCAACAGCAGCCGCGCAUCGAUUAAGAGAGCCCGAAGUGCAUCUCGAUGCAGCGCAUAUGGGCCCUGAUGUUAUAUUGCUCUCUCAUCAGCUAAGAGUCACAGGCACAGGUGGCGUGCUGGCCACAGCGCCUUUGGUCCAAUCAAAAUCCUACUUCGAGGUGAAGAUCCAACAGAGCGGCAGCUGGUCCAUUGGCUUGGCCACUCGCCAAGCUGACUUAUCCCGCAAAUGGGGUGGCGGAGAUCGCGAAUCAUGGUGCCUGUGCUCCGACAAUGCCACACGCCACAACGACGAGGAGUUCCGUCCAGUGGUUGCCAAUAGCGCACAGCCUACAUCCGCCACCAAAACAGUCACAACUACUGCCAAUGGCAUAUUGAACAAUAGUGCAGCAGCUGCUGCUGGUCUGAUUGCCAUUGAGGAUUUGCAGGAGGAUCUGUUGAUGACCACAGGAUUGGAAGAGAAGUCGCAGUCAGAAUUAAGCCCCGUAACUACUUUAAUCAGUGCACCACAACGGGACUUUCCCGACGAGGGAGACAUACUGGGCGUGGCUUUCGACCAUGUCGAACUCAAUUUCUAUUUCAAUGGCAAGAACUUGGAGGUGCCCUUCAGGAAUGUACGUGGCGCGGCCCUCUUUCCCGUCAUCUAUGUGGGAAACGGCGCCAUUCUAGACAUUAUUCUGGAUAACUUUACGCACGGUCCACCAUCGGGAUUCGAACGCAUUUUAUUGGAACAAUCGCUGCUUUAGGAAAUUACUCUUGAACUUCGUUUGCCAUAGAUCAAAAUUGUAGCCUUAAGCUGGGACACAGGUGUUUGUGUGUUGCUUCCUGCUUCCUGAUCUGUUCCAGACACAAAUGUAUAAAAUUCUAUUAUUUCUAGUCUCGCAACCGCAAGUGUUGAUGCCAUGAAAUAGCUUUCAAAUUAAAUAAUUCGGAGCCGUCACGCUAAAGACUAACCAUCACUUAAUUAGCACUUACGAAUAGUAUCAACUGGCUUUUUUUACAGUUAUAUAUUGGCACCCAUCUCUCUUAAAUUCUUUUAACGAAUUCUGUAUAUUAAAGUCUAUCUAUUUAUCUAUACUGAACAACUUUCAGACUAUCUGUAGAGCUAAUUAGAUAUUAUUUGUUCAAAAUCAUUAUUGCUGGAUACAUUUUCUGUAUAUGGACUAUGCUUCCAAGAAAAUCAGU